AUGAAACUUGCUGAAGGAACGCCUACGUUAAUCGAAACACAGCUGGGUUGGAUUGUUAGCGGUCCGGUAAAGGCGAUACAAAUCGGCCCCACACAUGCAGUUUGCCAAUUGAACCACAUCGAUGACCAACUAAAUCGCACCCUUGUGAAGUUUUGGGAACUCGAAACCUGCAUAGAAGCAUCUCCAUAUACGCCAGCGGAACAAGCCAUCGAGGAACACUACGAGCGAACGACUUCACGCGACGAAAGUGGUCGGUACAUUGUCAAACUGCCGUUUAACCAAAACAAGAGCCAACUUGGUGACUCUUUGGAAACGGCACGAGUACGAUUCAACCGACUACUGAGAUCUUUCGCAAACGACGAGAAGAAAAAACGCUACACCGAAUUCAUGGAUGAGUACCUAGAAUUAGGCCAUAUGGUGGAAGUGCAUGACAAACCUGAGGAUUGCUACUUCUUACCCCACCAUGCUGUCUAUAAGGAGUCAAGCUCUUCGACAAAGAUUCGUGUAGUUUUCGACGCUUCGGCUAAGACAACAUCUGGUCUAUCAUUGAACGACGCUUUAGGAGUUGGACCAACAGUGCAAAACGAUCUCAUCACGAUAUUAUUACGAUUCUGCUGCUACCCUGUGGUACUGACAGCGGACAUUCCUAAAAUGUACAGGCAGGUACAAGUACACAAAGACGACAGGAAAUACCAGCGCAUUUUGUGGCUCAACACGAACAACGAGAUGGCAACAUUCGAGCUAACCACCGUGACGUACGGUUGCGCCAGUGCACCCUAUCUGGCAACGCGAACAUUAUUGCAAUUGGCAAAGGAUGAAGCAACUGACCUACCACUUGCAUCAAAAGUCAUUGAGGACAACAGCUACAUCGACGAUUUUCUCACCGGUGGUAGGAACGAACAAGAAGUAAUAAAAAUCUACAAGCAACUAACUGAGCUUCUACGACGAGGAGGAUUUGGAGUGCACAAGUUUUGCUCCAACAGCAAAGCUGUGCGAGAUAUCAUACCACACGAUCUCCAAGAGACUCUUUUCAACUUCGAAGAAGCCGAUAUCAACAACGUGAUUAGGACUCUUGGCCUUAUUUGGAAUCCCAAUGAAGACUACUUCACAUUCAAUGUCACCUUAUUGGAUGGUAGAGUAGGAAACACGAGGCCAACCAAACGAAGCGUACUUUCUGUGAUUGGACACCUAUUCGAUCCGUGUGGAUACCUCGGUCCUGUGACGACGACAGCGAAACUGCUGAUGCAGGACUUAUGGAGGCUCAAAUUGAAUUGGGACGACGAGCUUCCUAACGAGCAAAACGAACUGUGGACCACAUUCCGAGAACAGCUUCCAUUGGUUAACGCACUACGAAAGAAACGGUGUGUAAUCACAAGUGAGGCAACAACACUGGAGCUUCACGGAUUUUCGGACGCUUCCCAGCGUGCAUACGGGGCAGUCUUGUACACUAGGUGCAUCUCCCCUAAUGGAACUGUGAGCGUUGAGCUAGUUUGCAGCAAAUCGAGAGUGGCUCCCUUGAAGCCAAUGACUAUUCCUCGUCUGGAAUUAUGCGGAACACUGCUUCUGGCACGUUUGGUGGAGAAAACGAUUUCGGCGAUGAAAAUACCUUUCUCGAAAGUGACACUCCACACUGACUCACAAGUAUGUUUGAGUUGGUUUGCAAAGUCACCGCUUGCUUUGAAUCAGUUUGUUGCAAAUCGUGUUGCUACAAUACACGAGCUAACGCAGGACUACAAGUGGUGUUAUGUGCGAACGUAUGACAAUCCUGCCGACAUAAUUUCCCGUGGUGUACUACCGGCAGAACUAUUCGAGAUGGAACAGUGGUUCAAAGGUGCACCAACUCUGUGGCUGCAAGACUCUUCUGACAACGUUGAAAGAAUUUAUUUGGAUGACAAUGAGCUGCCAGAACUUAAGCCGGCGUUAGUUGCAACUGCCGUACAACGACCAAUGUCAUUGGACCUGACAAGGAUGAGCAGUUUUCGCCGCCUACAACGUGCGUGGGCGUAUGUGUUGCGUUUUAUCAAAAACGUGCGUACGAAGGUUCGUAACACUUCCGACUUGCACGUGUGUGAAAUCGCUGAAGCAACACAAACUAUACUGAAGCUCGUGCAGAAGGAGGCGUUUGAUGAGAUUUUCGAUGCUAUGGUAAAGGGUAAGCAGUUAAAGCAGUACCGAGGUUUAGCUCUUUUCAGCGAUAAGGAUGGGAUCAUCAGGGUUGGUGGUCGCCUGAAAUAUUCAUCGAUACCCUAUGACGGCAAGCAUCAAAUAUUGUUGCCAGAAAAGCAUCACGUGACUGAAAUUCUGGUUCGUCAACUACACAUCGAUAAUUUUCAUGUUGGACAACGAGGAUUGUUGGCUAUUCUACGCGAACGAUAUUGGCCCAUCAAAGCAAGGUUGCUAAUAAAACGCAUUGUCUCCAAAUGCUAUGUCUGUUUUCGGCACAAUCCAUCGCCGGUGAACCAGUUCAUGGGCGAACUCCCAGACUAUAGGAUUACACCUUCACCCGUUUUUUCGAAUACUGGAGUCGAUUAUGCCGGCCCAGUAUAUCUCAAGGAAGCUGGUAGGAAGAAAACGCUGUACAAGGCUUAUAUCGCAGUGUUUAUUUGUUUGGCCACCAAGGCCAUUCAUAUUGAGGUAGUAUCAAACUUGACCGGAGAAAACUUCAUCGCUGCUCUACAACGGUUUAUCAGCCGACGUGGUAUUGUGAGUAAUAUGUAUUCCGACAAUGGAACUACAUUUGUUGGUGCGAAUCAUGAGCUAGCCGAGCUGCGCAGAAUAUUCGAGGAUCAGGCACUUCAACGAAAAUUGAACGAUUUCUGUACAUCCAAAGGAAUUGUAUGGCACUUCAUCCCGCCACGUAGUCCGCAUUUCGGUGGUAUAUGGGAGGCGGGGGUAAAAUCCGUCAAACAUCAUUUGAAGCGUGUCGUCGGUGAGACCAAACUAACGUUCGAAGAAAUGACAACAUUUCUAGCGCAGUGUGAGGCCAUCUUGAACAGUCGUCCAUUGAUUCCUGUAUCGGAUGACCCGAACGACAUCGAGGUUUUGACCCCAUCACACUUCCUUAUCGGACGAUCAGCUUUGAGCAUUCCGGAACCGUCAUAUGAGGAUGUGAAGGUUGGUCGAUUGGGACGUUGGCAACAUAUUCAGUUAAUGAAGCAGCAUUUCUGGAAGCGCUGGUCAGCUGAGUAUUUGCAUUAUUUGCAAUCCAGACCGAAGUGGAAUAGUGAAGUUUCGAAAAUCGAUAUUGGCGCCGUAGUCGUACUGAAGGACGAUAAUUCACCACCGCACCAGUGGCGAUUGGGACGCAUCGUGGCUACACACCCUGGACAGGAUGGCAUUGUGCGAGUCGUUACAGUCCGUGCUGACUCAAAGGAGUUUCGACGAGCGGUAGCAAAGGUUUGCUUCCUUCCAAAUGUUGAUCCGAUGGACUCAACGGGGGGAGUAUGA
Armigeres subalbatus is the source of this 3447-nucleotide messenger RNA. RefSeq lists its product as uncharacterized. The record is from RefSeq and is a predicted model, not a curated record. The transcript has a single exon. Gene Ontology annotation, molecular function: nucleic acid binding. Lineage: Eukaryota; Metazoa; Arthropoda; Insecta; Diptera; Culicidae. Gene Ontology annotation, biological process: DNA integration. Bases 1 to 3447 code for a protein of 1148 amino acids.